Molecule: messenger RNA, 1387 nt
Organism: Cajanus cajan (pigeon pea)
Lineage: Eukaryota; Viridiplantae; Streptophyta; Magnoliopsida; Fabales; Fabaceae
Product: DUF1685 family protein
Source: RefSeq, a predicted model, not a curated record
AAUCAUCACAUAUAUAUGGACACGUUCUCAUCUUAUCUCUAAAGCCUUCUUCUCAUCAUAUCUUAGUAGAAUCCAAUUUCAAUUUAAGCCAUUCAUUUUGUGACACAGCAAUGGCUGCAGAACAAGUUCUUAGAUUGCUUGAUUCCUUCUGGUUUGAGACUUCAAUUCUCACCAAUCGCAACAACAACCAAACCCCUUCAAAUCAAGACUCUCACAACAAUUUGGAAAAAGUGAUUCCUCUUGAUGAUGCAAAGUUUGUGCUAGUUCCAACUCCAACCCUUGAAGUUAGGUCCUAUAGUGACCAAAACUUGGAUUCCACAACAUGUGUUUUGUUAGAUUCCCCAUCACCAAAUUCUGUCCUCACCCCACAAAGGCUUAGGACAAUCCCUUCUGAGAGGGAGAUCAGAGAAUUCUCUUGUGAAAAAAGAGAAGAAAUAAAAAUUGAGAGAAAAGAAAGAGGUUUUGGUCAUGGAAGAAGAAGGGUGAGGAAAGGGAGAACUACUAGGAGCCUAUCAGAGCUUGAGUUUAAGGAGCUUAAAGGGUUUAUGGAUUUGGGGUUUGUGUUCUCUGAGGAGGACAAGGACUCAAGAUUGGUUUCUUUGAUUCCUGGCUUGCAAAGGCUUGGAAGAGGAGAAGAAGUUGAAGGGAAAGGUGAUGAUUAUGAAAGUGUGGCUUUUGAUAAGCCUUAUUUGUCUGAGGCUUGGGAUGUUUUGGACCAAAGGGGGACAGGAAAUGAUCCAUUGAUGGAUUGGAGGGUACCUGUUAGGGGUAAUGAAAUUGACAUGAAGGACAAUCUUAGGUUCUGGGCUCACACAGUUGCAUCCAUUGUAAGAUAACAUUUGCCAAAAGGAAAAGAAAAGAAAGUUAAGAAGUUUUAUCCAUUGGUGGAAGUUCUUAGUGCAAACUUGUUCCAUGUCUUCAACUAAUCAAGAGAAAUUAUUGUAUGGUCUGAAAUCACCAUCAUCUGACUAAUUUUUACAUGAUACAUAGUCGAGUUUUGUUAAUUUUUGUCAUUAAUUGAACAGAUAUGUACCAUGUGACUAUAGACACACAGGGUGGUUUGAGACUAUCCAAUAAUUUGUCAUAAUUGUUGAUGUUAGAUUAAGUUCUGGCCACUAAUAAAUGUACAUAUUUUACAAGUUUUUCUUGUAGCCAAUGUUGUUUUUCAUUUUUCUUUGUUUUGUGAUCUCUCUUCAAAAUGUAAUAUAUGAAAAAGAUACUUCUGAGUAUAUAGUAGCGUAAGCCUUUGGUGUGAGAUUUGGGCACUGGUAUUGGUUGAAUUUGCCAUCUUCAUGGGAUAAUUUGUAUUCUUCCUCUUAGAAUCUUGAUUAAUUUAUUCCAAGUGCUUUAAGAAGUGGCAAUUGCAUAAAGACACCCUUUUCAUUAA